Silurus meridionalis is the source of this 1106-nucleotide messenger RNA. It is a transcript of the gene eif3g, whose product is annotated as eukaryotic translation initiation factor 3, subunit G. Gene Ontology annotation, molecular function: RNA binding; translation initiation factor activity. The record is from RefSeq and is a predicted model, not a curated record. Lineage: Eukaryota; Metazoa; Chordata; Actinopteri; Siluriformes; Siluridae. Gene Ontology annotation, cellular component: eukaryotic translation initiation factor 3 complex; cytoplasm.
UACAUGUGCACGUGUAGUGAGCGUAGCUAAAGACAGACUUCCCGUUGACGUCAUCAGACACGGUAAAUCUCGCGAGAUUUCCUUCUUCGCUCACAGGGAACCCGAGCUAGCACAGUGGUGAUCAGCGCUGUGUCAGAAUGCCGUCGAUUGAAUACGACGACUCGAAGCCAAGUUGGGCCGACCAGGUGGAGGAAGAAGGGGAUGAAGGCACCCUUCCAUCCCCAAAGGAGACCGUCAAAGGCAACAUCAAGACUGUAACAGAAUACAAGAUAGAUGAUGAUGGCAAGAAGGUCAAGAUCGUCCGAACUUUCAAAAUCGAGACUAGGAAAGCCUCCAAAGCUGUUGCUCGGAGAAAGAAUUGGAAAAAAUUUGGAAAUUCCGAAUUUGACCAACCCGGGCCUAAUGUUGCCACCACCACAGUCAGUGAUGACGUCUUCAUGACCUUCAUCUCCAGUAAAGAGGACUUAAAUUCUCAAGACCAAGAUGAAGAUCCUAUGAACAAGCUGAAAGGCCAGAAGAUUGUGUCCUGCCGUAUUUGUAAAGGGGAUCACUGGACCACACGUUGUCCCUAUAAAGACACUCUGGGUCCCAUGCAGAAGGAGCUGGCUGAGCAGCUGGGCCUGUCUACUGGGGAGAAGGAGAAGACUUCCGGUGGGGAGCCUGAGCCAGCUCAGCCGGUCCAGAGCAAAACCGGGAAGUACGUUCCUCCCAGUCUGCGAGAUGGAGCACGCCGAGGAGAGUCCAUGCAGCCCAACCGCCGAGCUGAUGACAAUGCUACAAUCCGUGUGACCAAUCUGUCCGAGGACACGAGGGAGACAGAUCUGCAGGAGCUCUUCAGACCAUUCGGCUCCAUCUCUAGGAUCUACUUGGCCAAGGAUAAGAACACGGGCCAGUCCAAAGGUUUUGCUUUCAUCAGCUUUCACCGGCGUGAGGAUGCAGCCAGAGCCAUCGCAGGAGUGUCAGGCUUCGGUUACGAUCAUCUUAUCCUUAAUGUGGAAUGGGCCAAACCAUCCAACAACUGAGAGUAGGUGCUCAGUUUAUAUUCCAGGAUGAAGAGGAUUGUUCCAGUGGUGAAUUACUGUUUAAAUAAACAUGAUGAUGAAUAA